Notodromas monacha is the source of this 640-nucleotide messenger RNA. Lineage: Eukaryota; Metazoa; Arthropoda; Ostracoda; Podocopida; Cyprididae. The record is from the annotation of a GenBank genome assembly.
GCAGAGCUGCGUUUUUUUUAAUUGCUGAUUCACGAUGACUUCGGAGCUGGCGGGAGCUGAUCUGGAGACAAUGCCGCCGGUGUCGCAGAAGAAGACGCAGGCGUUUGUGAAUCACUAUUUGAUGGAGACCGUGAACUGUUUGAACAGAGUGGCGGAGACGUGUACUCUCAAACUGGACGCCAUUUGUGUGCAAAUGGACAGGAUGGAAACGUCGUUGAGUUUGCUUGAGAAUAAGCUGGCUUCAAUCCCUGGAAUCGACGCCCGAAAUCCAGCGAACGCUGUGGAGAAUGCUGUUGAUAUCAAGAAUCCAGUUGUCACACCGCAAACUGGAUACAUUCAAGAUUUGCGAACUGAAGAAAAACCGCCAAAAGAAGUUGGAGAAGAGGAUGUUCAAGACCAAACGCGGAUUAAGGCGGAAGAAAGUGAAGUGAAACCAACUGUGGACCCACAAUUGAUCAAAUUUCAUAAGAUGCUGCAGUUCGGCGUACCUUUCUACCGACACUUCGUCUUCUACCGACGACUUCCUAAACUAGGGUCUCUCCCGGCAUCAGAACCUGCAGAUGUCGCACCUCGUGUACCCAGGCAGUCAGUUCCGGAUGAUUCUUCAGAGACGGAAUCUGCGAGCAGUUUCAGCGACUGA